AUGGCAGCGAAGGGCCAUUCGCUGCGCGAUCGCCAGAUCUCGGCGCUGAAGAAGCUGCUCAGCUUAAACGACAACAUCAACGAGACCGAGGCCGAAGCUAACCAGACCAACGGCGGCGCACUUGGACCCGCGGGCUCCAUCAUAACUUCUGAUGGCGAUCCUCUCUGGAAGGUCCUCGUCUUUGACGACCUUGGCCGAGAUGUCAUCAGCAGUGUCCUUCGGGUAAGCGACCUUCGGGCGCUAGGAAUCACAAUGCACAUGCAUAUCGGUGCCUCUCGACACGCGAUUCCGGACGUACCAGUCAUCUACCUUGUCGAACCCACACCGCAGAACCUACAGAACAUCACGAACGAUCUCCAGAAGGGCCUCUACUCCCCUGCUUACCUGAAUUUCCUCUCCUCCAUCCCUCGGCCACUCCUUGAGGACUUCGCCGAGCAAACGAUAACCGCUGGCACGUCAGAGAGCAUAGCCAAGCUGAUGGACCAAUAUCUAAACUUCAUUGUCGCCGAACCAGACCUCUUCAACCUGGGCAUGCAACGAGACCACACGUACUGGGCGCUGAAUAGCGCGACAACACAAGAUGAGGAGCUGGACAGAGUUGUGGAUAGGAUUGUCAGCGGCCUGUUCAGCGUCAUUGUUACCAUGGGUGUCAUUCCAAUCAUUCGAUGCCCCAAGGGCGCCGCGGCCGAGAUGAUCUCUGCGAAACUCGACCGAAAACUGCGCGACCACAUCCUCAACUCGAAAGAAAACCUAUUCUCCUCCAGCGCCCGCCCGGCAUCAUCUGCGGGCACCCCGACCUCCCGACCCGUCCUCAUCAUUCUCGACAGAAACGUCGACUUAAUACCUAUGCUUUCUCAUUCUUGGACCUACCAGUCUCUGGUCCACGAUGUUUUGAAUAUGAAAUUGAACAGAAUCACGAUAGAGACGCCCAUAGACGAAACCAACCCUGCCAAGGGAACCACCAAGAAGGCUUACGAUUUGACGUCGAGCGAUUUCUUCUGGGCCAAGAAUGCGGCCGUGCCGUUUCCUCAGGUGGCCGAGGAUAUUGAUGCCGAGUUGACACGUUACAAGGAGGACGCGGCGGCGGUGACGAAGAAGACUGGAGUAACGGACUUGGAAGACUUGCAGAAUGAUACCAGUGCCAGCGCGCAACACCUGAAGGCUGCCAUUACCCUUCUGCCGGAAUUGCGGGAGCGCAAGGCGGUCCUCGACAUGCACAUGAAUAUCCUGGCAGCCCUUUUGACAGGUAUCAAGAACCGCCAACUGGACAACUUCUUCCAAAUCGAGGAGGAUGUUAUGAAGCAGACCAAGCCGCAAAUACUAGAGCUCAUCAAGGACAGCACCAAGGGAGACCAGCCUCUGGACAAGAUGAGACUAUUCGUCAUCUGGUACCUCAGCACCGAGCAAGAUGUCAGUCGGUCAGAAUGGGAGAGCUUUGAGAAGGCCCUCACCGAGGCCGGUGCCGACACAACCUCUCUUCCUUAUAUCCGACAAGUCCGCGCCACAACCAAGAUGACACAGCUCACCACUAUCUCCAAUCCUCAACAAAACCAGGCCGCCUCCUCCGAUCUCUUCGGCCGCUUCUCUUCCAUCUCCAACCGCCUCACCGACCGUCUCAAGGAAACGGGCGUCCCCACUGGACUGUCCUCCAACUUUGAGUCACUCAUUGGCGGCAUCAAAAACUUCCUCCCUGCCAACCGCGACCUUACCAUCACCAAAAUUGUCGAGUCCAUCAUGGACCCCUCCGCUGCCGCAAGCUCCGCCAUCGCCAAGACGGAGAGCUAUCUCUACUUCGACCCUCGCUCUGCCAACGCUCGUGGCACCAUGCCCCCGCCAAGUUCCAUCCGCGCCGGCGCCGGCUCGAACGCCCCCGGCGGCUUGCCGGGUCAGAACAUGGGUCAGGCUCCUGGCAGUGGCGCCAGCUUCGGCCAGCGCCGCCAAGGGUACUCCGAGGCCGUCGUCUUCACCGUCGGCGGUGGCAGCAUGGACGAGUACGGUAACUUGCAGGAGUGGGUCGAGCGGACGGGCGGCGACCGCGCCAGGAGGCGUGUCGUGUAUGGUAGCACGGAAAUGCUUAACGCCGACGAGUUCAUCAAGCAGGAGCUGGAGAGGCUGGGUAAGGAGGUGGCGUCCUAG
This is a messenger RNA of Colletotrichum karsti, 2136 nucleotides long. RefSeq lists its product as uncharacterized. The record is from RefSeq and is a predicted model, not a curated record. Gene Ontology annotation, biological process: endoplasmic reticulum to Golgi vesicle-mediated transport; intracellular protein transport. Gene Ontology annotation, cellular component: cytosol; Golgi membrane. Lineage: Eukaryota; Fungi; Ascomycota; Sordariomycetes; Glomerellales; Glomerellaceae. The coding region runs from base 1 to 2136 and encodes 711 amino acids. Gene Ontology annotation, molecular function: syntaxin binding. The transcript is spliced from 4 exons.